CUGCGCUAGUCGACCAUUAUGCUAUACCCGCCUCGCUGCCUUACAAUAUAUUCUAGCCCUUACCUACGACUCUCAAAACCCUAAUUUUCAAAUUUAUCUUCAAGCCCCCGGAGUGCUGAUUUUAUUUUUAUCGGAAACAAUGAGCCGUUCAAGCAGAACCCUCUACGUCGGCAAUCUUCCUGGAGAUGUUCGUGAGAGGGAAGUUGAGGAUCUGUUUUACAAGUAUGGUCCAAUUGUACACAUUGAUCUGAAAAUCCCACCAAGACCUCCUGGUUAUGCAUUUGUUGAGUUUGAAGAGUCUCGUGAUGCUGAAGAUGCUAUUCGUGGUCGUGAUGGCUAUGAGUUUGAUGGAUACCGUUUACGGGUGGAGCUUGCACAUGGUGGGCGUGGACACUCUUCAUCGAUAGAUCGUUUUAGCAACCAUAACAGUGGUAGAGGUCGUGGUGGUGGUGGUGGUGGUGGUGGAGUGUCUAGACGCUCUGAAUAUCGUGUGUUGGUAACAGGAUUGCCCUCUUCUGCUUCAUGGCAAGACCUUAAGGAUCACAUGCGUCGAGCAGGAGAUGUUUGUUUCUCCCAAGUGUUCCGUGAGGGAAGUGGAACAACUGGAAUUGUGGACUAUACCAACUAUGAUGACAUGAAGUAUGCUCUUCGGAAGCUUGAUGAGUCUGAGUUUCGCAAUGCUUUUUCUCGUGGAGUAGUUCGUGUGAAGGAAUAUGAUUCAAGCCGGUCCCGGAGUCAAAGUCGGAGUCGAAGUUAUAGUCGGAGCCGGAGCAGAAGCAGGAGCAAAUCUCCAAAAGCAAAAUCUUCUCGUCGAUCAAGAUCUCGUUCAAGGUCCAUCUCUUCUCGUUCGCGCUCUGGAUCAAAACCGCGCCCUCUUUCAAGGUAUACCUUCUGAUCUUUGUUGUUUUCUCUGUUUUGGUUUGUCUUGGUAUAUGAGUUGGUUGGUGGGUUCCUCUGUUCUAUUGAAGAUUGAUGUGGAAGUAUUCACAUUGUCGUAGAAUCCACAUUUGGUGCUGUCUUUGACUUGAUACCUCUCCAUAUUUAAAUAUUGUCCUGAUGUGCUUAUUAUUGCUAUUUUAAAUAUACCCUCUAACUGCAGUUUGGUUUUUAUUUCAUUUGCUAGUACUGUAAGACUAGCUGUUGUUGUACACUUGUACUUUGUAAAGCUGGGUUUUGGAAUGUCAUAUUCACCUGUUUCUUUCCUCUUGUUGCUUAAGCCAGUUUCACAUCAUAAUGUAUUUAUAUAUGGAUGGAUUGUGAAAAUCUGGAUUUGUGUCUUGUCAUCCUGAUUGAUUUCAUGGUAUUAUAUUCAUGUGGCUGAUAUUGUCUCAUGGAGAUUUUUCUGUUAUCUUGAAACCCAAGUUACCUUUGUGCAUUUGCCUUUUUUGCUUGAGGUGGUUUUAACUUUGGGGAACACUAUUUGCAUUCCCCUUUGCACUUGCAGCACUCCAGCUGCUUUGUGUAAUUUUCAUUGGAAUUGAAGUGUUGCAGUUAUAAAGGGGACUGCAAAUGGCAUGUUCUUUAACUGUUCAUACGGGAGACUGAUGUUUCUUAUAUUUUUAGUAGAUUUUUUGUAAUUUGGUAUUAAAUAUAUGAUAUUAACUUGGAAAUUAAAACAUUCUCACUUGAUCAGUGAAAUUCUCCGUCGUCGUUCUCCAUCUUUUCAGGAGGGCUUAAUUUUUCUUUGAUAACUUGGUCUGCUUUCUGCUGAACUGAUAAGAACUGGGUAAAAAGUAUAGCAGAUAUACUUUUCCUAACACUUUCUUUGGGUACAUUAUUUUUUUAUGUUGCAAUCUUGUGGUCAUACUGGUGGAGUAAGUUUUAUAUUUCUGUGUUGUGUAAUGUUUGUGUGAUAUUCUUGACUUUUGCUAGAAAUUGUAGUAUUAUCUGGGUCAGACUAAAAGCGAACGGACAUCCUUGCACACUUUUGAAUGGUAAAUUCAACAAGUGUUUGUUAUGUGUGUUAUGUUGCAAAUGUUUUGGUUUACAUGGUUUGUCUCUGUGACAGAUGUGGUUAUCAAAAAAUGUGUCCUAUAAUCAAAACUAUAAUGGUUUGUCUGUCUGGCAGAGUUGGUAUUGAGAAACCUGCCAGAUUGUCUUAGUGUCAUAAUUUUAAUUGUUUCUUUCUUAAAUACAAAAUUACCGUGUUUGUUUUUUAGAUAUGGAUAUAUGCGGCGAACUGGGGUUGCAUAUUAGGAUCUUGAUGGGAUAUGGUUCAAAUGCUUACAACUCUUUUGGUUGUGGAGGUAUGAUGUUCUUUAGAUGACAGCUUUGGAAUCCUCCGUGGUUUCUCUGUUCUAAUAGACAUCGCAAAUGUCCAUGGGCGCUAGAAUGAGAACAAAGAAGAUCAUGGACUGUGAUGGUAAAGCUGGACUGUGAACUAAGUGCAAUUGGGAAGGAAUACCUCUUUGCGGUAGAAUAAUUUAACUGUGUCAUUACUUUCCUAUGCUGCCAACCUAGUAAAGCAUGCUCAUUUUGAAUAUGUUUUUCUAAUUAAGGUUUCCAGAUUAAGUUUUUUUAGGUCAUUAAUUAAGAGGAAAAUUUAAUGGUCAGUCUUCUACUUGAGCUGCUAAAUUAUUGUGGUUUUCCUUUUGUCCGUUUCGAUUGUGGUAUCUCUGACGUGGAAGAGGCAUCAAGGCUCUUGGAUCGAAGUUGUUAAGAGGAACGUGUGGAUUUUAAAUUUGGUUAUUUCUGGAACUUUUGCAGAUCUCCAUCAAGAUCCAGAUCUCCGGUACCCUCUCGUCAGAAACGAGUUAGCAAAAGCCCAAAAAGGCACGGUCUGAGUAGGAGCAAGAGCCGGAGCCCAAGCAGGAGCAAGAGCAAGAGUGUAUCCGGGUGAACUAUUGAUCUGUUGAUCCACAUGGCAUGAUAAGUUAUUUUUCUCUCUUGUGGGUUAGCAAAGGCUUGAUACUGUCGCCUUAACUACAUUGGUGGAUUUGUGGGUUUGAAAUUGUCGAACUGUGCAAUAUUUUUAAUUCAUCUUUAAAGAUGCUUGUUGAACUAGAAGCUAGUGUCUGCAAAACUUACACAAUUAUGACUCAUGUUCUCUGGAAGAUUUCCAAAAGGACCCCUUUUUAAGUUGUUGGCGUUGAUUUUAAUUUAUGGGAGCUGUUCUAGCCUGGACUUUUUUAGUGUUGGGCUCUUUUUAUAAAUAGUUUUAUCUUCAAUUUCCUUCUCGGUUGAUAUCCUUUGUACUGUCAAUCUCAUAUCUGACUGGUAUUUCUGUUGCUGUAUUUCAUAUUAGGUUUUUCUAUUGUAGGGUGUCUGUCUUACCUAAUAUCUAGCCUUCUUUUUCGGUG
This is a messenger RNA of Ilex paraguariensis (yerba mate), 3299 nucleotides long. Lineage: Eukaryota; Viridiplantae; Streptophyta; Magnoliopsida; Aquifoliales; Aquifoliaceae. The record is from the annotation of a GenBank genome assembly.